Molecule: messenger RNA, 3324 nt
Organism: Tupaia belangeri chinensis (Chinese tree shrew)
Lineage: Eukaryota; Metazoa; Chordata; Mammalia; Scandentia; Tupaiidae
Product: zinc finger protein 665-like
Exons: 5
Coding region: 69-2924 (951 amino acids)
Biological process (GO): regulation of DNA-templated transcription
Molecular function (GO): RNA polymerase II cis-regulatory region sequence-specific DNA binding; DNA-binding transcription factor activity, RNA polymerase II-specific
Source: RefSeq, a predicted model, not a curated record
UGCUAAUUACAGUACCUGUACCUGAAAAGCCCAGGAAGAGGAGCAGGAGGACAGCACAAGAGUCAGAGAUGGCACUCCCUCAGGCACAGUUGUCAUUUAGGGACGUGGCCAUAGAAUUCUCUAAGAAGGAGUGGAAAUACCUGGAUCCUGCUCAGAGGGCUUUGUACAGGGAGGUGAUGUUGGAGAACUACAGGAACCUGGCCUCUGUGGGUGAGAAUGAGUUUUCUCCAGAAGUUGGGAUCUACCCUCGUGUGUCUGUUUUUGUACCUUGUACUUCUUUUGGGUCCCUGCACUACUUGAAAAGACUGAAGCCAGGUAUGUAUAAGAGAACUAGAAGACCAGCCUGUGAGCCCUGGACUGUGGACAACCACGAGCAAAUAAUAGAGACACUAAAUGGACAGGAAUGGACCAAAGAUGUUAUCAUAGAUAGCUCUCAAAAAUAUGUUAAGGAAUUACCAGCAAAAGGCAAUAGUAAUUCAGGAGAGCUAUUGGAAAGAAUAAUGUUAGAAGGACAUAAACCUCAUGAUAUUGAAGAGUUUUCCUUUAGGGAAGUCCAGAAAAAUACACAUGCCUCUGUGUGUCAGUGGAGAGAUGAAGAAAGACAUUACAAAAGAAAUCUCACUGAAAGAAGAGACUAUCACAGAAGAAGGGAUGUGGGAAACACAACUGUUAAAAAUCAGCUUGGAUUAAGGUUUCAGUCACAUCUGCCUAAGGCACAGGUAACUCAAUGUAAAGGCGAAACGUAUGAAUGUAAUCAAGUUGAGAAGUCUAUCGAUGAAGUUUCUUUAUUUUUACCAAACCAGAAAAUUGCUUCUAAUGUCAGAACCCACAGUGUUGGUAAAUGUGGGAAUACUUCUAUGGGUUCUUCAUUCUUCACACAAAAACAGAAAGAGAGGACAGAUUCUUUCCAGUGUACUCAGUCUGGCACAACUUUUAAUGGAGACUCACACUUCACUGUACAUCAGACAGUUCUUACAAGAGGGAAACCAUAUAAAUGUGAUUUUUGUGGAAAGGACUUUAGUCAAAAAUCAAACCUUGCCUGUCAUCGUAGAAUUCACACUGGGGAGAAACCUUACAAAUGUAAUGUGUGUGGCAAAGCAUUUAAUAAUGGCUCACACCUCAUUUUACAUAAAAGAAUCCAUACCAGAGACAAACAAUAUAAAUGUGAUGUUUGUGACAAAGUAUGUAUCCAGAAGGCAAAUCUUGCACGACAUCGUAGAAUUCACACUGGAGAGAAACCUUUUAAAUGUAAUGAAUGUGCUAAAGUUUUUAGACAAAAUUCAACCCUUACAGAACAUCAGAAAAUUCAUACUGGGGAGAAACCUCAUGAAUGUAAUGAAUGUGGCAAAGUCUUCCGUCAGUCUUCAACCCUUGUCAGUCAUCAAAGAAUUCACAGCGGAGAAAAACCUUACAAAUGUGAUGAAUGCGGCAAGGUUUUUAGGAGCAAUUCAGAGCUUACUAAACAUCAGAGAACUCAUACUGGAGAGAAACCUUACAAAUGUAAUGAGUGUGGCAGGGCAUUUAAUGAACGCAAAAGCCUUACUGACCACCAGAAAAUACAUACUGGAGAGAAACCUUACAGGUGUAGUGAGUGCGACAAAGUCUUUCGUCUGUCUUCAAUUCUUGCAGUUCACCAGAGAAUCCAUACUGGAGAGAAACCUUACAAAUGUGACGUAUGUGGAAAGGCCUUUAGUCGCAGUUCACUCCUUGCACAACAUCGAACUAUUCAUACUGGAGAGAAAUCUUACAAAUGCAAUGACUGUGACAAGGUCUUCAGAGUGUUGUCAAGCCUUAGGAGUCAUCAGAAAAUUCAUACUGGAGAGAAACCGUACAAAUGUAAUGAAUGUGGUAGAUGUUUUCGUCAUAAUUCACACCUUGUAGAACAUACGAAAACUCAUACUGGUGAGAAACCUUACGAAUGUAGUGAGUGUGGCAAACUCUUCCGUCAGUCUUCAACCCUUGCAUAUCAUCAGAAAAUUCAUACUGGAGAGAAACCGUACAAAUGUAAUGAAUGUGGCAAGGUCUUCAGGAGCAAUUCACAUCUUGAGCAACAUCGCAGAACUCAUACUGGAGAGAAACCUUACAAGUGUAGUGAAUGUGACAAAGCAUUUAUUCUCCAUAGACACCUUAUUAACCACCAAAGAAUCCAUACUGGAGAGAAACCUUUCAAAUGUAAUGAAUGUGGCAAAGUCUUUCGUCAGCCUUCGAACCUUGCUAUUCAUCGGAAUAUUCAUACUGGAAAGAAACCACACCAGUGUAAUGAAUGUGGCAAAGUCUUUAGUAGCAAUUCACACCUUGCAGAACACCGGCGUAUUCAUACUGGAGAGAAACCUUACAAAUGCAAUGAGUGUGGGAAAGCCUUUAGAGUGUCUUUUAGCCUUACUAACCAUCUAGCAAUUCAUACGGGGAAGAAACCUCAUCAAUGUAAUGAAUGUGGCAAGUUCUUUAGGCACGCUGUAGACCUUGCACGUCAUGGCAGAAUUCACAGUGGAGAGAAACCAUUCAAAUGUAGUGAGUGUGGCAAAGUCUUUCGUCAGUCUUCUGCUCUUUCAUGUCAUCGGAGAAUUCAUACUGGAGAGAAACCUUACAAAUGUGAUGAAUGUGGCAGAGUCUUUCGUCUGUGGUCAAUGCUCUCAGUUCAUCGGAGAACCCAUACUGGAGAGAAGCCAUACAAAUGUGACAAAUGUGGCAAGGAUUUCAGUCGCAGUUCACUCCUUGCACAGCAUCAGACUAUUCAUACUGGAGAGAAAUCUUACAAAUGCAAUGACUGUGGCAUUGUCUUUCGUCACUAUUCAACCCUUUCACGUCAUGGGAAAAUUCAUACUGGGGAGAAACCUUACAAAUGUAAUGAAUGUGACAAGGUCUUUCGUCGCAAUGCACAUCUUGUACAACAUGAGAAAAUUCAUGGAGCGAAACUUUGCUAAGGUAAUUAAUGUGACUUCGUCUCCGAUGAUCAUACCUUGCAAAGUCUUGGAGAAUUCAUUUUGGAGAAAAAUCUUCCAUACGUAAUGAAUGGUUAAAACUUUUAACUUUCUUUGUUGGCUUUUACCAUCAAUGCAUCCAUAGUGAAGAGAGCUGUUACCAGUGUUAUGGAUGUGGCAAGGCCUUAAGGCAGAAGUCUGAUAGUCUUCACUGGAGGGUUUAUGCUAUAUGAGCCCUCACAUAUGUAAUGGAUGUGCCUGAUCUCUUAAUGUACACUCAGCCCUCAUAAGGCAUUAAGUAAUUUGUACUGGUGAGAAAUCUUACAGAUGAAGUAAGCAUGGCCAAUCCUUUAGUAUGUUUUCCCAGCUCUCCAGACAUUGGGUAAUCCAUAAUGGAGAGAAA